AUGAAUCCAAACCUUCCCUCAAAUAGAAAUGAAGCAGAAAGAAGGUUGUUUAGCACUACCAGAAGACUGAAGAAGUUAAAUAAAUUUGAAAAUUAUGACCUUGUCUUUAAAGAAUGGCAGACAGAGAAUGUCAUACAGGAAGUCUCAAAAGAGGAAUUAGAAGGCGUAGGAGGCCACUACUUGUGUCACCAUACAGUUAUUAAGCCAGAGAGUGCCACUAAGUCUAUCAGACCAGUUUUUGACACCUCGUGCAAAGUUGGAAGAGCAUCAUCUCUAAAUGACUAUGUCUUCAAAGGACCAAACUUGUUCGAAGAAAUUCCAGCUAUAUUAUUGAGAUUUCGAGAAAGGGCUAUUGCUGUUGUAUUCGACAUUAGAAGAGCUUUCCUCCAAACUGAAGUUAAGGAAGAAGAAUUUUUGAGAUUUUUAUGGUGGAAGAAGACAUAUAAAAUUAAAGUCUACCAACAUAACAGAAUGUUAUUUGGAGCUACUUAUAGCCCUUUUUUUCAGCGCGGUUAUAAGGAACCAUUUGAACAAGUUUCCAGAAAUCAGAACAGUUACUGA
Molecule: messenger RNA, 561 nt
Organism: Stegodyphus dumicola
Lineage: Eukaryota; Metazoa; Arthropoda; Arachnida; Araneae; Eresidae
Source: RefSeq, a predicted model, not a curated record